AUGGGCAUAUACUGCCAACAGUGGUGCAGCAUAAUUUUCACUCCUCCUCCUGAUCCACCAAAUGACUCUGGCACCACCUUCUCACCUCUCAUAAUCGCGGUCAUCGUUAUCUUGGCAAGUGCUUUCAUUCUGGUAAGUUACUAUACUGUCAUCAGAAAGUAUUGUAGGCGAAGAGGCAAUCGAAACCCGAGUCUAGAAUUUGAUCCAAAUCAAGAUCAAGUGACUCAAAGCCAGUGGCAAGUUGGUUCAACUGGACUAGAUGAAUCAAUUAUCAAGUCCAUAACUGUUUGUAAAUAUAAGAAAGGUGAAGGGUUGAUAGAAGGGACAGAUUGUGCUGUUUGUCUUAGUGAAUUUCAAGAAAAUGAGAGCCUAAGGUUAUUACCAAAAUGUAACCAUGCUUUUCACCUCCCUUGCAUUGAUACAUGGCUCAAGUCUCAUUCGAAUUGCCCGUUAUGUCGGUCCAAUGUUAUAUCUAUGGUUCCAUUGCCUUCACCACCUCAAAAUCCACACAAUUUUUCUACUCUCAACAUAUCUGCCUUUGAAAUUCAGCAACAGAAUGAUCUGAUUUUAGUUGUUGAUGAUCACGAAAGGGGUCAUAGAGAAGAGGUGGUUGUUAGCCUUGUUAGUGAUGAUCUUCCUAAGAACAGCUUUCAAGCUUCAUGUUUGGUGCAGAAUUGUGAAAUUGGACAAGAGGGUGUUCAACAACAGUUUAGAAGAUCAAUCUCUUUGGGUUCAUUUUCGAGCCAACGCCGUNCCUCCUAA
Messenger RNA from Ilex paraguariensis (yerba mate), 762 nucleotides. Lineage: Eukaryota; Viridiplantae; Streptophyta; Magnoliopsida; Aquifoliales; Aquifoliaceae. The record is from the annotation of a GenBank genome assembly.